Betta splendens (Siamese fighting fish) is the source of this 2780-nucleotide messenger RNA. It is a transcript of the gene gja1b, whose product is annotated as gap junction protein alpha 1b. Gene Ontology annotation, biological process: cell-cell signaling; heart development. Lineage: Eukaryota; Metazoa; Chordata; Actinopteri; Anabantiformes; Osphronemidae. The coding region runs from base 171 to 1337 and encodes 388 amino acids. Gene Ontology annotation, cellular component: connexin complex. The record is from RefSeq and is a predicted model, not a curated record. Gene Ontology annotation, molecular function: transmembrane transporter activity. The transcript has 2 exons.
ACUUCUUUGACGGGACACUUAUAAGGGAAGUUUGACAGUUCGGCUCCCAGUUUCCCCUCUGGUCCCAAACUCGGAUUGCCACUUCAGCGGAGAGCGAGUCGUCCCAGCGUCGGAGAAAGAGCCUCUGGGCCGCCUCUUCUUUCUCUCGGUAACUUCCCAGCUGCCUGAGGAUGGGUGACUGGAGCGCUCUGGGCCGCCUGCUGGACAAGGUCCAGGCCUACUCCACUGCCGGGGGGAAGGUCUGGCUGUCGGUCCUCUUCAUCUUCAGGAUCCUGGUCCUGGGCACGGCGGUGGAAUCGGCCUGGGGGGACGAGCAGUCGGCCUUCAAGUGCAACACGCAGCAGCCCGGUUGCGAGAACGUGUGCUACGACAAGUCCUUCCCCAUCUCCCACGUGCGCUUCUGGGUGCUGCAGAUCAUCUUCGUGUCGACGCCCACGCUGCUCUAUCUGGCCCACGUGUUCUACCUGAACCGGAAGGAGCAGAAGCUCAACCGGAAGGAGGAGGAGCUGAAGGCGGUGCAGAACGACGGCGGGGACGUCGACAUCCCCCUGAAGAAGAUCGAGAUGAAGAAGCUGAAGUACGGCAUCGAGGAGCACGGGAAGGUGAAGAUGAAGGGCGCCCUGCUCAGAACCUACAUCGUCAGCAUCUUCUUCAAGUCUCUGUUCGAGGUGGGCUUCCUGGUGAUCCAGUGGUACAUGUACGGCUUCAGCCUGAGCGCCGUGUACACCUGCGAGCGGGUCCCGUGCCCACACCGGGUGGACUGCUUCCUGUCGCGUCCCACGGAGAAGACCGUCUUCAUCAUCUUCAUGCUGGUGGUGUCGCUGGUGUCGCUGCUGCUCAACAUCAUCGAGCUCUUCUACGUGUUCUUCAAGAGGAUCAAGGACCGCGUGAAGGGGAAGCAGCAGCCGGUGCUGUACCCCAGCGGGGGCACGCUGAGCCCCACCCCCAAGGAGCUGUCCACCACCAAGUACGCCUACUACAACGGCUGCUCCUCCCCCACCGCCCCGCUCUCCCCCAUGUCGCCGCCGGGCUACAAGCUGGCCACCGGCGAGCGCGGGACCGGCUCGUGCCGCAAUUACAACAAGCAGGCCAACGAGCAGAACUGGGCCAACUACUCCACGGAGCAGAGCCGGCUGGGCCAGAACGGCGCAGGGAGCACCAUUUCCAACUCCCACGCCCAGGCCUUCGACUUCCCCGACGACACCCACGAGCACAAGAAGCUGCCCUCGGCAGCGGGACACGAGAUGCAGCCGCUGGCGCUGAUGGACGCCAGGCCGUGCAGCCGGGCCAGCAGCCGCAUGAGCAGCCGGGCCCGGCCGGACGACCUGGACGUGUGAGGCCCGGGUCCCGCUCUGCCACCGCCACCUGGCAGCAGCCGGAGCAUCGCGCGGGACUAACGUCAGUCAGCGGGACUCUUAGUUAGUCGGAGAGACAUUAAAACGCUAUGUAACACUGUCAAAAGGUACAAACCGCCAUUUGUUUUAGGAGCUGAUGCAGGUUGAGGAGCACGGAACCAGCCUCACGCCACCCGCAGCAGGCGCGCUCAGACGCGUCCGCGCGACCGCUUCCUGUCCGCUAGGAGCUAGAGAGGUGUUCUCGUGAGGAACCCGGAGGGUUCCAGCCUAGAAGCGGGCAAAGUAAGAAAGAGGAGCGUGAGCAAGACGACUAAUGAGGGAAAAGUCUGCUCCACGGCUCAAAACUGUAAACUAGAGUAGAACACAACACACACACAGACACACACACACACACAGACACACACUCAUGCACGCACGCACACACACUACUAAUACCAGUAAUAACAUAGUAAUACCAGCGGCCUCGCUCCUUUGCUUGUGUAAUAAAGCUGCGUUUUCGUGCCAGCCAACAUUCCCGACACAUUUCUUCCGCUUCGCGCCUGAACUCAUUCAUCCCUCGUCAACUCAAAUUGAACCUGUGGAGCCAGGACUCCACGUCCAGCGCUGCCCCGUAGACCUGACCAAGGUUCUGGAGGUGCCUGUGGUGAAUAUUUAUUAUCUGUAUGGUCACACCUCUGCAGUACCACUAAGAGAAAAGCUGACUACUGUGCAGAUCCACCCCCCCCCCUCCCCCCUCCCUCCCUCCCCACCACCAUCAGCCCCACACGCUGUAUAUUUAUUGAGUGAGAACAAUUCAUACUUUGGUAGCGUUGUCAUUCAGCGAGGACUGUUUCCUGAUAAACUUUGAAUUUAUGUGUUGUGCUGUUCAUGUUGUGUCUCAUUGGGAGUGUGUGUGUAGGAAGGUGUGUGUUUUCAUCUUUGUGGCUGCCAUUGAAGGACAUGGUGAGCGACUGAGUGACUUGUUUGUUUUCCAGAGUCAGUGUAAGCGUUGCUGCUUGACCAAUAGAUGUUUAGUACUGUAAAUCAAGCUAACUGUGAGUUUUUACAAGACUGCUUCUAGAGCUGGACUAAUAUUUAGUCGUCUGCCAGUGUAGCUCCUUUCUUACUGCAUCACUCUUGCCUUCUGCCGUCACGUCACUCGUGCAUCUCUUGGUCGGUACUUGCAGCGCGUCAUGGAUCUGUGAGCUACAAUGCUUGACAUGGAAUGUGGUGCACACAGACAGUGAUGUUACUAAUUUAUUGAUAACACAGGCAUCACUACAGUGCAGAGUACCAGACAUUGGACCACUGGUUUCACUGACUGGUUGGCUGCUUAGUCAUCCAGCUGAGAUCCACUGUUGUACAGUGUAAGUGCAUGAUAGCGAACAACAAGUCAUUGUAUCUGUGAAAGGCUGUUUUAACCAAUAAAGAUGUUUUUCUUUCUUA